AUGAACAAAAACGGAACAGCUAAAAUGAAUGAUAAUCAAAUUAGAGCAGAAGGUAGAAGGUUAUUUAAACGCUUCUAUAACAUUCCUGAUGGUGUUAAUCCUAAAACUCGUAGAAGCUAUUUAAAUGAAGCAAUAGAUGCAUAUGAAGGGUUUGACAUUUCAUCAGAAAGUGAGAGGUUAGCAAGAAUGUUAAACGUUAAUAUUGAUUUUUAUUAUUGUGACCCUCAACCAGAAGACGUAGACAUUAACAAGGUAGACUUUCCAUUAGUGGAAUCAAUAAUGAUAGAUCCAGAAUUUGAAACAGUAAAUAUUUUAUUAACACAGAGUCCAUGUGGAAAACUUCACGCUGACAGAAUUACAGACGUUGAAGCACUCACUGGCUAUAAAGUUUGCCCAUAUUGCAAAGAAGAAGUUUAUUCUAUCCGUGAUGAUCCAGAAAGGAAAAACCAAAGAAGAUUUUUAAAACAUUGUGAGAAAUGUAAAGAAAAUAAUGGAAGAUUAAUUCAAGACGUUCAAUUGCAAAACACACAACAACCAUAUGCACCACAUAUCACGAAACAGAAGAUAUAUCAAUGGCUAUUAGCACAUAAUUUGCAGGAAUAUUAUAAACCAACAAGAUAUUAUAUUACUUUUGACUUCGAAACAUUAGAGACUAAAGAAGAACUUCAACUUUCUGAAUGUGCAACUUUGAACGCUUACUUAAAACCAUUUAUGGUAUCAUCAACUGUCAAAUAA
This is a messenger RNA of Trichomonas vaginalis G3, 735 nucleotides long. RefSeq lists its product as uncharacterized. The record is from RefSeq and is a predicted model, not a curated record. Lineage: Eukaryota; Parabasalia; Trichomonadida; Trichomonadidae. The coding region runs from base 1 to 735 and encodes 244 amino acids. The transcript has a single exon.